AUGGUGAAGUUACUUCUAUCCAUAUGGAUCUCGAUUUACUUUAUGGCGGGCUCAUCAUUUGCAAGUAGUUCUUAUUUAGUGUCACUUCAUUCCCAAGAGACUAUCGAUACAUUCAUGGCCUACGACGCGACAUACCCGCAGGAUCUUCAAGUUGGCGAACUAAUCAAUUCAAAAUUUAAGAUAGGCAAUUUCUCGGGAUUUUCUGGAAGUUUCUCCAAGGAUAUCAUCAAAAGGUUAGAAAGGUGCCCUUUAGUAGAUGAAAUUGUUCCUGAUAUUACAGUUAAAGCUUAUGAUGCCGUGUUUCAAGAUCUGGCUCCUAGACACUUGGCAAGAAUAAGCAGAAGAAAACGAAUGAAACCAAUAAAAAAGUAUUCCUAUAUUUACGAAUCUGACUUCAUUGGUAAAAAAGUGAGUGCUUAUGUAAUUGAUUCAGGAAUUGCAAUUGGUCAUCCAGAAUUUCAAGGUAGAGCCAGAACUGGUAAAGAUUUCACUGAUGAAGGGCCAGGUGAUAACAAUGGUCAUGGAACACAUGUUGCUGGUUUGAUUGGUUCUCAUACAUAUGGUGUUGCUAAGGGUGUGCAGAUUAUUGACGUCAAAGCAUUAAAUUCAAAGGGAACAGGCUCGUUAAGUACUAUCCUUGUUGCAAUUGAAUUUGCCGUGAAUCAUAGGUUGCGUUCAGGACGAAUGGGUGUUGCCAAUUUGUCAUUAGGUGCGUAUAAAAACAAACUACUAAACAAAGCCAUUGAUCAAGCUACUCAAACUGGACUUGUGUUUGUAGUUGCUGCCGGAAAUAACAACAUUAAUGCAUGUUUAACCAGUCCAUCGAGCUCUCCUUAUGCAAUAACUGUUGGUGCUAUAGACGACUACAAUGACUCAAUUGCCAGCUUUUCAAAUUGGGGCGAGUGUGUUGAUUUGUUUGCAAGUGGUGCUUACGUAAAGAGUGUAAAUAUUAGAAGUGAUUUUAGACCACUGGUAUUACUGGGGACAUCAAUGGCGGCUCCUAUUGUCACAGGCUUGGUGGCAAAUUUGUUAAAUGAAGGAGUUGAUCCAGAGCUUAUAAAGGGGCAAUUGAUAGAAAUGUCAACGAAACACCGAAUCUCGAAAUCAUCGCUAUUCUUGAAAAAAAGAACUCCGAACUGA
Molecule: messenger RNA, 1140 nt
Organism: Candida albicans SC5314
Lineage: Eukaryota; Fungi; Ascomycota; Pichiomycetes; Serinales; Debaryomycetaceae
Exons: 1
Coding region: 1-1140 (379 amino acids)
Biological process (GO): proteolysis
Molecular function (GO): serine-type endopeptidase activity
Source: RefSeq, a predicted model, not a curated record